AUGGCGCCCGGUGCCCUAGCCCGCAUCCUCGUCGGCCGCCGCGCAGCAUCCCCGCUCCUGGCGCGUCCCUUCUCCGCGAAGGCCCGCGCGCCGCGGCGGGCGCCGGAGCCGGAGCCCCUGUCGGAGUCGGAGGACGACUUCGCCGGCGGAGGCCAGCUCGCCCCCACCGAGGGCAUCAGCAAGCCGCUCGCCGACGUCCUCAAGGAGCUCGGGAAGAGGGUUCCCGAAUCCCUCAUCAAGACCCGCGUCGAGGACAAUGGGUUCGCCCUCAAGUACAUCCCAUGGCACAUCGCCAACAAAAUUCUGAAUGUGCAUGCUCCAGAAUGGUCUGGGGAGGUUCGCAACAUAGUCUACUCAUCUGAUGGGAAAUCUGUAUCUGUCGUCUAUCGUGUUACCCUCCAUGGAACUGAUGCAGAGAUCUACAGAGAGGCUACUGGAACUGCUUCUGUUGCUGAGGAUACAGGCUUUGGAGAUCCUGUUCAGAAGGCUGAAGGAAUGGCUUUUCGCCGAGCUUGUGCCCGUCUUGGUCUUGGACUUCAUCUCUAUCACGAAGACUUGUCAUAGAUGCUUAUUGUUGGUUGUUUGUGGUAUGGACUUCUGCAUGUCUCUUGGUACGCAUGCGCUUGCCCUUCAAUAGGAUACCCAGGCUACCCUUUGGUGCUGGACAUGGUAGAAUGUGCCGGCAUAUAAAACCAAGUAUUUUAGGUUGUCGUGUAGGUGACUAAAUGUAAGCUACUAAGGGGAUCGCUGUCCUGAAUUAUAUGCUUAUUAUGAAUCAGCAUGUGCCGUUUUCUGAA
Messenger RNA from Lolium rigidum, 797 nucleotides. RefSeq names its product DNA repair RAD52-like protein 1, mitochondrial. The transcript has 4 exons. Bases 1 to 564 code for a protein of 187 amino acids. Lineage: Eukaryota; Viridiplantae; Streptophyta; Magnoliopsida; Poales; Poaceae. Gene Ontology annotation, molecular function: DNA binding. The record is from RefSeq and is a predicted model, not a curated record. Gene Ontology annotation, biological process: double-strand break repair via homologous recombination.